CGCGUAUAAACACGCAUCGGUCUCAUCCGCCAUCUGGCUCACCCAUGUCAGCAGCAGCAGCACACCAGGCUCGGCGAAGGAUCACUUAUAAACUUGCGGGCCGAUGCACUUGCCUCUCGCGGACGACCGGAAGCGCCAUGUCUACAUCAUUGCGCGACUGCUGAACAAGGGCGCGACCCGCGUCCCACCAGCCAUUGUAGCCAAGAAGCUCCUCCGGCUCGCCACCAAGAUGGAGCAGCAGCUCUUUGAGAUGACGCAAGGCCGGCCGCUGGGCGAAGACUCGAUUCGGCAACACCUCGUCGCCCUCGCCCAUGCCGCGUGCAAGCGAACGAGCACGAAAAGCCAAGUCGAAGUCGUUUCCGUCUGACGACGCUCGUUGUUUUGUCAUGUCGACUCGGUGUCGUGUCCUAGUACGUGUACGUGGUGUAUAUUUAACAAAGUUGUCUGUUGUGACGAAAGGCGUCAUUUGCGAUUGCAAUUGUGGGAUUUUCGCAGCUGAUGGCGCGUGCGAGUGCCGACUGCCGCUGGAUCGUGGUUUC
This is a messenger RNA of Saprolegnia diclina VS20, 539 nucleotides long. RefSeq lists its product as hypothetical. The transcript has a single exon. Lineage: Eukaryota; Oomycota; Saprolegniomycetes; Saprolegniales; Saprolegniaceae. The record is from RefSeq and is a predicted model, not a curated record. The coding region runs from base 104 to 367 and encodes 87 amino acids.